AUGAAGCUGCAGCUCUUACUCUUCGUCCUCUUUGCAUCUGUUGCACAAGCCCAGUGGAAAGGUUGUUCUAGUCCCUGGCCCAACAUAACCCCCGGCAAACAAUUCACCCUCAAGGAUAAAUGUCGCACCCUAGCAGGCUAUCCAAAGACAUUUGAAAAGGCCAAUACACAAGUCACCGUGGCGUAUACGCAGCAAUGGAGCCGUCUACCCAGCAAGACCAAAGCAGCCGUAACCCCAAUUCUCAAAGAAUCUCUCGAGAAAAGCUUGGAGGUCUACCGCAAAUUCGUAAAACUUCCAUCGAGCAUUGUCGUCAUCCUCACAACAGAAAGCGACGAAGAGUUUACGGCCGAGACUUACUAUCCUAAUCUUAGGAAGCCACCGUGUCAGAUCAAGUUGUUCAAGAGAUGGACUACUGAAGCAACGACUAAUAAACCUCGAGUUCUACAGGCCCUUGCGCAUGAGAUUUAUCACUGCGUACAAAGUCUUGGAAAACUUGGGAAUCAUCCUGAUCCGCAGUGGGUUCGUGAGGGCUCUGCGAAUUAUUUCAGUAACCUCGUCUUUCCUGACUCCAACGCCGAAUGGCCUGAUAAGAAGCAUACCGGCGUCGCGUAUAAGCCAAACCUGCCAAUCUAUGCACAUGUUGGUUUAGAAGCCUACGCGGCUAGCAUCUUUUUCCAAGCGCAAGAUAAGAUGGAUGAGGAUGAUUUGAACAAGUUUGUUCUGGCGACGCCUGGAGGAACAAGCGGGCUUGAAGAACGAGCUCGUCUAUCGCAUCUAUCAGGAUUUACUGACGAAUUUUUCACUUUCGCGAAAACUUUCGCACUACAGCAGAUCAAAGACACCAAUGGAGAUGUCAUUCCGAUCGACAAGAUUAACCCCGUUUCUGCGUCAAUCCAUUUCGACAAAGCGGGCACUACCGGCACCGCAACGCUCACAAGCACGCCGUUCACUAUUUCGGUAUUCAAGAUUACUAUUGACCCCGGGAGGACGGCAAAGAUUUACUCAUCGGCGAAUGCUAACCAGAAGCUUGCUUACCGAAAGUCAGACGCCAGAUCGUGGACCGACAUGGCCGCCGAUUCCUCUUCUGGACGCACUAUUGAUCUUCCAUGCAAUCAGAAAAACACUAAACAAACCCUCAUCGUUUUGUUCAUCUCAACGAAGGAUGUGAAGAGUGACAAAGUCAAAAUCACGGUUGCGACGGGUAAGCCGAGAGAGUGCGGCGCAAGAAGCGGCUUCGUUCUGUAUCCUCUAUUCAAUCCUACGACUAGCGGCGGGUACUGUCCCAAGGGAACGCAUUCUUCCAGGCUAGCAAUUUGGUGUUGUCCAGAUGGAACACAGUUGGAUGAACAUGUAGCGCAGCAAGUCAGCAUCUGCUGUCCAACAGGUCAGUCUCGUGUUGUAAAUGUUGCUACGCUGGUAGGCUAA
Molecule: messenger RNA, 1425 nt
Organism: Fusarium mangiferae
Lineage: Eukaryota; Fungi; Ascomycota; Sordariomycetes; Hypocreales; Nectriaceae
Exons: 1
Coding region: 1-1425 (474 amino acids)
Source: RefSeq, a predicted model, not a curated record